Molecule: messenger RNA, 790 nt
Organism: Procambarus clarkii (red swamp crayfish)
Lineage: Eukaryota; Metazoa; Arthropoda; Malacostraca; Decapoda; Cambaridae
Source: RefSeq, a predicted model, not a curated record
AUGUUCAUGUAUGUGUGUAUAUAUAUAAAGCUCCCGACGCGGGCUGGGCUGAUAGUGCCACCUUCCCCACGAAGAUGAACGGACUAAACCAGUUGGUGUUGGUGAUAUUGGUUGUUGCUGCAGCCUGUGAGGCGGGCAUGUUCGGAGCGGGUAACGUGAUGUCUCGGAGGUACCCUAAUGGACCCACGGAGUUUCAUGAUAUGAAAGUACCCAUCUACGGCCCCAGCACGACUCAACUGGGUGCUCGCCCCGUCGUCGCCGCCAGCCCGGCAGGUGGCUCCUCCGUCGGCGUGAGGACGGUCGCCUGGCCCGUGGCGAGGCCCGGCCCCUUCAGGUGGUGGGAGAGACAGAGACCCAACGCGAUCUUUAGAAACUCCUACUAUGGGAAUUACUAAUACAAAAUAUUUUAUAGUUUAUAGCACAAAGAGCCUAAACGUUCUCCGUGCUAUAACACUGGAAUAUAACACGUUGUGAGGGAGGUUUCAGUCUCUUAAUGAAACAUUCUCCAGGCUGGGAGCUCCCUACUUCCACCCAAGUUCUCCAUAUUAUUCUACCAGACUAAAUGUACAGUUAGAUGUUCUUCAAGUCAAGAACGUAGCCUCGUCUAGCUCAACCUGAACAGUAUAUCAACUUCAUCUACUACUCAGACAACAGCUACUGCUCCAGCUACUGCUAGAGGCGUGACUACUGUUUACAUGACUGCAGAAGUGACAAUGAGAGAAGAUACUUCACCGUGUUUAACAGCAGACAUUAAACGAUAAUUCUAAAUAAUAAAAAUGUAUAAACCCAA